This is a messenger RNA of Betta splendens (Siamese fighting fish), 13496 nucleotides long. It is a transcript of the gene hmcn2, whose product is annotated as hemicentin 2. Bases 247 to 12849 code for a protein of 4200 amino acids. NCBI's taxonomy places the organism in Eukaryota, Metazoa, Chordata, Actinopteri, Anabantiformes, Osphronemidae. Gene Ontology annotation, molecular function: calcium ion binding. The transcript is spliced from 81 exons. The record is from RefSeq and is a predicted model, not a curated record.
GCUCCAGCACCGAGCCAGUCCUCACGCGCCUCCAAACUUUACGCGCCGAUGGAAGUGCUCGAGCCCGGAUCUUAAAGUGUUUCAGCCGAGCCUCGCUACUCUCAACACACUCGUACCCGCUGGAAGGAGCCCCAGACGGCUUUGGACCGCUCUCAUCUGAACUCUUCGUCUGCUCAAAGCGUUUCGUGUGGUUUUGUGUGAUUUGCCCGACUCCAGCAGACAGAUGCAGCACGUUUAAAACAGACCAUGACCGGAGUCUUUGUGAAGUGCCUGGUCCUGGCGCUGUGCGUCAGCGCGCGCGGGCUUCUGUCAGUCACCGGGACUGAGGAGGAUGACGGCACCGGUGACAGCGCCUCGACCCUGGCCUUUGUGUUCGACGUGACUGGCUCCAUGUACGACGACCUCAAACAGGUGAUCGAGGGCGCCUCGCGGAUUCUCGAGAAGACCCUCAGCCGGCGGACGAGACCCAUCAAAAACUUUGCCCUGGUUCCCUUCCAUGACCCAGAUAUCGGGCCUGUGUCCAUCACCACUGACCCGAAGAAGUUCCAGCAGGAUCUACAAGAGCUGUUUGUCCAGGGUGGAGGCGACUGUCCUGAGAUGAGCAUAGGAGCCAUAAAGAAAGCGCUGGAGGUUUCUCUGCCCGGAUCCUUUAUCUACGUCUUCACUGACGCCAGAGCCAAAGACUACCGCCUGAAGAGGGACGUUCUGCAGCUGGUCCAGCUGCGUCAGUCACAGGUGGUGUUUGUGUUGACCGGGGACUGUGGGGACCGCUCUCAGCCAGGUUACAGGGCCUACGAGGAGAUCGCUGCCACCUCCUCUGGACAAAUCUUCCACCUGGACAAGCAGCAGGUCAACGAGGUUCUGAAGUGGGUUGAGGAGACCGUUCAGGCCAUGAAGGUCCAUCUGCUGUCCUCCAACCAUGACAGUGCCCAGGAGAACAAGUGGGAAAUGCCCUUUGACCCCAGCCUCAAAGAGGUCACAGUGUCGCUCAGUGGACCAGCGCCACAAAUCGAACUCCGAGAUCCCUCUGAUCAUGUAAUCGGUGAGCAGCAGGGUCUUAAAGAGCUGUUGAACAUUCCUAACUCAGCUCGUGUCAUCAACUUAAAGUUUCCCAGACCUGGAUCUUGGAAGCUGAAGGUGAGUUGCAGUGGGCGCCACACUCUGAGAGUCACAGGAGUUAGCAACUUAGCUUUCCGGGCCGGCUUCACCAGUGUGCCUGUUUCUGAGUUUAACCAAACCAAGGAAAGGCCAAUAAAAGGUCUCCCGUCCUAUGUUUUACUGAAAUGUACAGGCCUGAAGCCUCCAGGUCAGCUGAACCACGUGGAGCUGAUGUCAGGCUCGGGUCGCUCCUUACGCACCAUCCCUGUACCUCUGCCCUCUGACCUCGGGCAACAGGGACUUUGGAGUCUUCCGGAAUUCCGCACCCCCUCCCAGAGCUUCUUCAUCAAGGUGUCAGGCAUCGACGAGGAAGGCUACCGCUUCCAGAGGCUGUCCAGUGUCUCCUACACCAACAUCAUUCCAGAUCCCCCGGCGGUGAGCAUGCCUGACGUGGUGGAGGGCUUCUACAUGCAGCCCUCCGUCAUCGCCUGCUCAGUGGAGAGCCACGUUCCCUACAGGCUGCGCUUCACCAGAAGUGGGGUGGUGCUGGGCGAGGAGAAGUUCUUCCAGACCUCGUCCAUAACAUCAUGGGAGAUCGCCAGCGCGUCAGCCGAGGAUGAGGGUGUGUAUGAGUGCAUAGCGCAGAGCAGCGUGGGACAGGGCCGUGCCAUGACGCAGUUAUCUGUGAGAGAACCUCCUCCCGUCCUGAGACCAGCGGUGAACGUCACGUCCCCCGUGGGCGGCGCCGCCGUGCUGUCGUGCCAGGUCGAGGGCUCCAUGCGCUACAACCUGACCUGGCACCGGGCGGGCCGCGUCCUCCGGGCUCCCGCGGGGCGGGUGAGGCUGCUCCCCGACUCGUCGCUGCAGAUCAGCGCCGUGCGGCCCCAGGAUGCCGGGGAGUACCGAUGCGUGGCCACGAACGCCCACGGGGACAGCGCGGUGACCGUGUGGCUCCUCGUCCCAGAGGCUCCUUCUGUGGUAAUUCACCCCAAGAGCCUGGCUUUCUCCCGAGGGGAUGAGAUCCGCCUCGUCUGCUCGGCAUCCGGCUCCCCCUCUCCCCGGCUUCUCUGGAGGCAUGGAAACAUAUUCCUCAGUAAUCAGCCGAGGUUGAGUUUCAACCAAGGAGUCCUGACCAUUAAAGAGGCCCUUCAAGAGGAUGCUGGGAACUACACGUGUCUGGCAACCAAUGAUGCCGGCACCGCCUCCCAGUCCGCGUCACUCACAUACGCGGAGGUGCCUACAGUCACGGUGGCACAGCAGGUGGUGCUUGUAUCCGUCGGUGGCGAUGCGACUCUCAAGUGUGGAGCCACAGGCGUCCCCCCUCCUCUCAUCCACUGGUUCAAAGGUGAGCUGGAGAUGGGCUCCGCUCCCUUCGUUGAGCACGACGUGCACCGUGGGACCCUGCACGUCCGAGGGGCACAGGAGGUCGACGCCGGCCAGUACCGCUGCGUGGCCAGCAACACCGCCGGGACCUCCGCCGGCACCGUCAGCCUGGAGGUCGGAGUGGCUCCAUUGUUCUCCGAGGCACCAGUGGAUGUGACGGCCAGCGUGGGGGAGAACGUCUCCCUCCCCUGCGUGGUGCGCGGUUUCCCGCAGCCUUCGGUGACCUGGCGCAGGCAGGACGGCAGGCGGAUUCCUCCGCAGACAGACAGACACAGCCGAGCAAUGCAGCUGGAGGACGGACAGCUUCUCAUCCGGAGUGUCUGGCUGGAUGAUGAAGGACUGUACAUCUGUGAGGCCAAGAACCACUUUGGAUCUAUCACAACUGAGGCCAGAGUUACUGUCACUGGACUAGAGCCGCCUCUUUUAGCCCACGGUGCCCCAGUUAUCACCACUGGCAUAGAGCAGUCUUUCAGCAUCCCUUGCAUGCUUUUAGAUGGAAUACCGCUCCCAGAGAGGCACUGGUCCAAGAAUGGAAAACCCAUUCUGCUGAGCAGCCGGGUGUUCGUAAGAAGCGAUGGCAGCUUGUACUUUGAAAAGGCUGUGGCAGAUGAUGCCGGGACAUAUGUCUGCACUGCUGUGAAUGUGGCCGGUUCCGCAAACAUCACAGUCAGUCUGGAGAUCCACGUGCCCCCCGAGAUCGGCGCCGGUCCGUACCACGUCAUCGCCAGCGAGGGCGUCGCCGUCACACUCUCGUGCAAGGCCAGCGGGGUUCCCAAGCCAAGCGUUGUCUGGUCCAAGGGAAGGCAGCCUCUGCCCAGGGAGCGCUCCUCUCUCCGCUCUGAACCCGAUGGAGACCUCCGCAUCUCCCACCCGACCGCUAGCGACGCAGGGGUUUACAUGUGCACCGCUACCAGCCCUGUGGGCUACGCCAGCCGAGAGGUCCAGCUCAGCGUCAACACCAUGCCCACAAUAAUAGGUGUGAGUGGCCAUGACAACCUGGUGGACAUGGCUGCAGAGGUGGGGACGGAGGUGGUCCUUCCAUGUGAGGCCCAGGGGAGUCCCUCUCCACUGGUCACAUGGAGCAGAAACGGGCGUCCCAUCCCCCCUGUCAUCGCUGGGUUCACUGUUUUGCCUUCAGGCUCUCUGAAGAUCACUGACGUACGCCUGAUUGAUAGUAAGCUGUACACCUGCACUGCAGAAAACCCAGCGGGCAACGUGUCCCUAAGCUACAAUUUACACAUUCAAGCGAAGCCCAGGAUCCAGCCUGCGCCCUCGCUCCUUAAAGCCUUGAGUGGCCAAACAGUGACUCUACCGUGUGUGGUUCAGGGUGAGCCAAGGCCAGAGGUCAGCUGGUUUCACAAUGGCCUUCCCGUUGCCCUCGACAACACUACGCCCCUCAGGAUCCAGCGGGUCAGCCUUGCCGACCAGGGCACCUAUCGGUGUGUGGCCAAGAACAGUGCUGGACAGGAGACCUUGGAGAUCAAGCUGGAAAUACUUGAGGCACCGUCUUUUGCAGAACCUGGAGACGCCAUAAUGGAGCGUGUGGUGAACACCCGGGUCAUCAUCCCUUGCCCUGCUGAAGGUUCGCCUCGUCCGAAGGUGCGCUGGUUCAAGAACGGCUUGGAGAUCCACGCGGAGCAAUCAGAGCUCUCUGUGGCGAGGGAUGGAGCUCUCGUAAUUAGCCCAGCGUCUGCCGGGCACAGCGGGGACUUCAAGUGUGUGGCAACCAAUGAGGCGGGCUCUGUGGAGAGAAAGACAAGGCUUAAAGUAAAUGUUCCCCCCGAGAUCCAAGAUAAUGGCCAAUCACCCAAUCUCACCGUCACCUUGAAGCAGCCUAUCACUCUGGGGUGUGACGCCUUCGGGAUCCCCUCCCCAACUAUCACUUGGACUAAAAACGGUCAUCCUGUGGAUACCCCUGGGGUGUACCUGCAGAAUGGGAACAGGCUCCUCAGGAUUUAUAGAGUCCAGCCUGAACACGCAGGACAGUUCACCUGCACAGCUCAAAACAUGGCUGGAGAGGCCCGGAGAAGUUAUAACAUCCUGGUCCAAGCCCCUCCUGUGAUCUCAGGAAUGUCCAGGCUCCAGGAGCUAACUGUGGUACUGGGCCAGGAAAUCGAGUUUCAGUGCAAAGUGAGCGGGCGACCGGCACCCACGGUGGAAUGGAGCCGUGAUGGAGAGGUCCUGUCCCGCGAUGGAGAUCCCCAUGUGGAGUUUCUGGAAGACAGCCAGGUGUUGAAAGUGAAGUCAGUCAGACUGAGGGACCAGGGCCUGUAUCAGUGUCUGGCGAGUAACAAUGCAGGGACGCAGAUGCGCCAGUUCAGACUCACGGUGCAAGCUCCUCCCACUAUAAAAGGCUCCACCGAUGCCUCAGAUGUGACAGUGGUGCUGGGUUUCCCUACUGUGCUCCCUUGCGAUGCUGAGGGCUCCCCAACACCCAGUAUCACUUGGCUGAAGGACAACCAGCCCAUCGUGUCCAGCACUCAGCUGACAUACACCCAUGGUGGACAGGCUCUGCGUAUUGGGUCGGCACAGGGUGACAGCAUCGGUCUCUACACCUGCAGGGCUACAAACCCAGCCGGCACUGCCAUCAAACAUUAUUCUCUGAAUGUUCUGGUUCCACCACAGAUAGAAAGAAACGCUACGUCUGUGACAUUUGGGGGAGAGGAAGAGAAAGUACGGAUCAAUGGAAGUUUUAGCCUCUCCUGCCCCUCCAAAGGCUUCCCUGAGCCCAAGGUUCAGUGGUUCAAAGAUGGACAGUUGCUGAGUGGAACGUUGCCUGCAGGCAUUCAAGAGAGCGGCCACUUCCUGCACAUCGAGAAUGCCAUGUUGCCCCAUGAGGGACAAUACACAUGUGUGGUCACCAACUCUGCAGGAGAGGACAAGAAAGACUUCCAUGUCACUAUCCAAGUUCCGCCCACCUUUCACCGGGUGAAUAACCGGGAGGAGGCAUGGGGCCUGCAACACGUGGACGAUGAGAACCACGAGGAGGUAGUUGAGAAACGGGAGGUGGUCUUGGGCCACCCAGUCAGUCUGUCGUGUGAAAGCAAUGCCAUCCCCCCACCCAAGCUCAGCUGGUACAAGAAUGGACAGAAGCUCACCUCCACUGACGGGGUGGUGCUACUUUCAGGUGGAAACGUGCUGCAGAUUGCACGCGUGGACAAAGAAGAUGGAGGAAAGUACACGUGUCAGGCAGCUAAUGAGGCAGGAGAGGACCACAUGCACUUUGAACUGGACAUUCUUGUGCCUCCUGUGAUCGUGGGAGCAUCGGAGGAGUUCAUGGAGGAGAUAGGAGCAGUUGUCAACAGCACCGUGGUUCUCCACUGUGAGGUGACAGGCCGCCCUGCUCCACUCAUCUCCUGGCUGAAGAAUGGGCAGCCAGUACACACGGGCUCCCAGUAUCUUAUCAGUGAGGAUGGUACACAGCUCCAGCUCCUCGCUGCCCAGGUGUCAGACAUGGCUGGGUAUCUGUGUGUAGCCGAGAACAAGGCCGGAACAGUUGAGAAAAUGUUCAGUCUGACAGUGCAAGUGCCUCCUAUAAUUACUGGGCAUAAAGAGGAGGAUGUUACUGCGAUUGAGGGCCACAUGGUGUCUUUACUGUGUGAUGUCCAGGCGUACCCUCCUCCAGAGAUCACCUGGACCAAAGAUGGACACGUCCUCCACCACAGUGCUGGCAUCAACAUUCUGCCUGGUGGCCAGAUGCUCCAGUUGUCCCGAGUAAAGCUGGAGGAUGCAGGGCAAUAUGUGUGCACGACAACUAACUCGGCAGGCCAGGACCAGAAGAGUGUCCUCCUCAGUGUUUAUGUCCCGCCCGCCCUGAAGCCUCGCCAAGACGCCGAGUUGGACGUGAUGACCCCGCAGGUCGGCACCUCAGUAACCCUGCGGUGCGAAGCCCACGGUGUCCCCGUCCCCGAAGUCACGUGGUACAAAAACGGGAUGCAGCUGGCCGCGGGGAAUGGGCUGCAAAUGGAUCACUACCAGCUGAAGAUCAUAGGAGUUCAGAUGGCGGAUGGUGGCACUUACACGUGUAAAGUGUCCAACGUGGCAGGACAGGUUGACAGGACAUUCAGGCUGAUGGUUCAUGUCCCACCUGUGCUCGUUGGACCGCUCCAGGAGACCUUAAACUACACCCUGGGCUCCCACGUGGCCCUGCUGUGUGAGGCCACGGGGGUCCCAGUGCCGAGCAUCACCUGGCUCAAAGACGGAACUCCUAUCGAGAGCAGUCUGCAGUGGCAGUGGUCCAUCCGUGGGAACCGCCUGGAGCUUGGGCCUCUCACUCUGUCUCACGCUGGAACAUACACAUGUGUGGUGAAGAACAGCGAGGGGCGAACACAGAAAGACUACAGACUUUCAGUGCAGGUGUCGCCGACCAUUCUGAACUCCAACCACCCAUCUGAUGUGAGUGCGCCCAUGGGAGAGGAGCUGAGCCUGGAGUGUAGAGCAACUGGGAUCCCCACGCCGCGCCUCAGCUGGCUGAGAGACGGGGUGGCCUUGGUGGGAUCAGACACCCGUCACAUCACCAUGACCCCUGAUGGCAGCACACUGACCUUGCGGAGGCUAAGUCCUGAGGAUUCGGGAACGUACACAUGUCUGGCAGUCAGCCCGGCUGGAAAGGAGAGCAAGAUCUACACACUCUUUGUUCUGGUUCCGCCGUCCAUCUCUGGAGAGACCGCUGUCCCUAGAGACUUACACGUUGCACAAGACACCACGGUGACCCUGGAGUGUCUGGCAACAGGAAACCCUCCCCCUCAGAUCAGCUGGCUGAAAAACGGACACCCCCUGCUGCUCUCCCCCCGCACACGCCUCCUCGCUGGUGAUUCUGUGCUGAGGAUUUCCCCCGUGCAGCUGUCCGAUGCUGGAGUUUACACAUGUGUGGCACGCAGCCGAGCUGGCCUUGCUGAGCUCAGCUAUGACGUCCAGGUCCAAGUCCCCCCAGGGGUGGAUCACGUUGAACCCGUGGAGCCCGUCACGGUGGUUCAAGGCUCCUUGGUGACGUUAACCUGCGAGGCGCGUGGUGUUCCUCCUCCCACACUGACAUGGAUGAAGGACGGUCAGCCGCUGUCCCUCCACCACAACCUGCUGCUGGACGGACGAGAGACGCGGCUGCAGCUGCCCGAUGUGGCACCUUCGGACGCAGGGCUGUACAGCUGCGUGGCCAGCAAUCAGGCCGGCAGCAGCACCAAGAGCUUCAACCUCACUGUGCUGGAGCCCCCAAAGAUAUCCAGCUCUAGCUCCCCAAAAGAGAUCACCAUAGCAGUGGAUGGGCCACUGGAGCUGGAGUGCUCAGCUACAGGCGUCCCAGCUCCCACGCUCAGCUGGCUCAAGGACGGUCGUCCCUUGGAAGGCACUGAUGUUGUUCAGCAGGAUGGACAUGUUGUCAGGAUCAGCAAAGUGAAGGUGGAGGAUGCUGGUCUGUACACCUGCCUGGCCAGCAGCUUAGCUGGAGAGGACGGACAAAACCACUGGGUUAGAGUCCAAGUACCCCCGACACUCCUUGGCUUUGGCAAUGUGAGGACGCUGACGGUGCCGGUCAAUGGGCACCUGACACUGGAGUGUCUGGCAGACAGUGACCCUCCUCCCCGUAUAGAGUGGUACAAAGAUGAGGCCCAAGUAGAGCUGGGCGAUCGCGUCCAGCGGCUCGCGGGGGGUCAGUACCUGGAGAUCCAGCAGGUCCAGCCUGAGGACAGUGGCCAGUACAGCUGCGUGGUCACUAACUUGGCUGGAAGCACCAGCCUGUUUUUCACAGUGGAGAUUCUCUUGCCACCGGUGAUAAAGGAGAGCAGCUCGGUAGUGACCGCUCACGUCGGCCUGGACGCGGUCUUGCCUUGUGAAGUCGAAGGCGACUCCUCACCCACGGUCAUGUGGAGGAAAGACGGCUUCCCUGUGUCUCCGGACGAGCACAAGUUCAUUAUGUCGUCAGAGGGAUCACUGCAUGUACGUACGGCCCAGCUGAGUGACGCUGGGCGCUACUACUGCACUGUGUCCAACCAGGCCGGGUCAGAUCACAGAGGAAUAGAUCUUCGUGUACUGGUGGGUCCUUCAAUCAGUCCUGGCCCAUUCAAUGUGACAGCGACCACAGGGAUUAGGACCGUGCUGAGCUGCGAGACCACAGGCAUCCCCCCACCUAAGGUGUCCUGGAAGAGGAACGGCUCUCCCCUCGAUGCCAGUCACCCGUCUGGAGCGUACAGGUUACUGUCGUCUGGCUCUCUGGUCCUUCUGUCGCCAUCCACUGAGGAUGAGGGUUACUUCGAGUGCACUGCCAUUAACGAUGUCGGGGAGGAGCGCCGGGUCAUCGAGGUCAUUCUGCAGGUCCCUCCAUCCAUCGAGGACGACGCCACAGCAGUGACGGCAGUGAAAAUGUCUCCCGUGGUGUUGCCUUGCCACGUCCAAGGAAGUCCUCGCCCCACUGUCACCUGGACCAAGGCAGGGGCCAAACUGGGCCCCAGGGGAGGAAGUUAUCGAGUCCUUCCCACUGGUGUUCUGGAGAUAACUGCUGCUUUGCCCAGUCACGCUGGUAGAUACACGUGUUCAGCCCACAACCCGGCCGGUGUCGCUCACAAACACAUCUCCCUUACAGUGCAAGAGCCUCCAGAGAUCAGGCCCAUGGCAGAGGAAGUACAGGUGGUGCUGCAUCAUGGAACGGUUCUUUCCUGUGAUGCGUAUGGUUUUCCCAGACCCACCAUCACCUGGCAGAGGGAGGGGGUUCCCAUAGCAGCAGGUCACCGACUGGCAGUGCUCUCAAAUGGAGCGCUGAAGUUUUCUCGCGUCACACUCGGUGAUGCAGGCGCCUACCAGUGUCUGGCAAAGAACGAUGCCGGAGUGGCCGUGGGCAGGACCAAGCUGGUCCUUCAAGUCCCGCCAGUGCUGAGCGUGCCUCGUGUGGAGGAAACUGUGGUGCUGGGCCGGCCGGUCAGUCUGGAGUGUGUAGCUGACGGGCAGCCUCAGCCUGAGGUCACCUGGCACAAAGACAGGAGGCCUGUGGUUGACAGCACGCACAUGCACAUCUUCGCCAACGGAACUCUGGCGAUUCCUUCCACACAGCGCAGUCACGCAGGCCUUUACACGUGCACAGCCAAAAACGUGGCCGGCCGGGCGAGCCACGAUAUAAGGCUACUCAUUCAAGUCCCGCCCCUGAUUCUCCCCGCACAGACCGAGCUGUCAGUGGUUCAGGGAUUCCAGGCACUGCUGCCCUGCGCUGCUCAGGGUUCCCCAGAACCCAGGGUAUCGUGGGAGAAGGAGGGUGCAGACGUGCCCGGCCUGCCUGGCAAGUUCACGGUGCUGCGGUCGGGAGAGCUCAUCGUGGAGAGAGCCGAGCCAGGAGACGCAGGUGUGUUCACGUGCGUGGCCACAAACACAGCUGGCUCUGCGAGACAAGACGUUCGCCUGUCCAUCAACAUGAGGCCUGCCUUCAAGGAGCUGCCAGCUGAUGUAACCCUGAACAAAGGACACAGUCUGACCCUGUCCUGUCAAGCCCAGGGAACACCUACUCCUGUCAUCUCCUGGACUGUGAACAACAGCCCAUAUUCAGGUGCCACAGUAGAUGAAGCAGGCAGAAGCUCCAUCAGCAUCUCCAACGUGACUAUGAGCGAUGCUGGGACCUACGUGUGCAUAGCAGAGAACAGUGUAGGCUCCAUCCGGGCGCUUUCAUUCGUUCACAUCAGAGAACCUCCAGUGCUGAAGGGUGAGGCCCAGAUGUCUCAGACAGUCACGCAGGGAGGCUCAGCUAUGCUGGACUGCCCAGUUCAUGGAGACCCCAGCCCCGUUCUCCGCUGGCUGAAGGAAGGACGGCCCCUGCUCCGCUCCCUUCGGGUGCAGCCCCUCCACAAUGGAUCAUUGCUCAUUUACAGCAUCACUACUGCAGAUGAAGGACAUUACCAGUGUGUGGCUGAGAGUGAAGCUGGAAAAGCUGAGAGGACCAUUACUCUCAAAGUUCAGAUCAAUGGCGGCUACUCCAACUGGGAGGAAUGGAGUCCAUGCAGUAGCACUUGUGGACAAGGCUUCCAAGAGCGAAUCAGGUUAUGCAACAACCCAGAACCAGCCAACGGAGGCCGAUCAUGCAGCGGCGCCAGUACCGAGGCCAGGAAAUGUCAGGCUGGUCUCUGUCCAGGAGAAACUCCCCGUAAAACCAGAGGCAGCCUGAUAGGCAUGAUCAACGACCGAGAGUUUGGCGUGUCCCUACUGGAGGCCAACAUCACUGACAAUGAGGAGGAGGGGAGCAGCACCUUGGAGGCGCACCUGGACAACAUCCCUCCCAGUCUUGGCCCUUUGCUGCGGGUGCUGGUGUCCGCAUUCGCGCCCAUCUACUGGACGACCGUGCUGCAGAGCGGAGAGGCCAGAAACGGCUACUCCUUCACCCAAGGGCGUUUCAGACAGGAGUCUCAGCUGGAGUUUGAAACGGGGGAGGUUCUUCGUUUGACCCACAUUGCCAGAGGCUUGGAUUCAGAGGGUAUAUUGCUAAUAGACAUAGUAAUUAAUGGAUUUGUACCUCCAUCCAUUAGUUCAGCUCAUCUGAACCUACAGGCGUUUGAAGAGUCAUACUUGCAGACUGGUCCGGGGCAGCUGUACUCGUGGUCCUCACAGACCCACCAGAGGGGAGGAAAUCCCACCAUUCUGCGUUGCAAUCAUACCAUUAUUUACGAGGGCCAGGAGCAGCGCCAGGGCCCUCUGCUCCAACUGCUCAAAGUCACAGGGAUGAACAGUGUCUACAACAUGUUCACGCUCACUUUGGACUUCCACAUUAGCAGCAGCCUUCUUAUACCAGAGGGUUAUGGAAACGCAUGCCCCAAGGGAUUCCUCCCAGAUCCAGCCUCUUACUGUGCUGAUGAAGACGAGUGCACACUCCAGUCUCCCUGCUCUCACUCUUGUAACAACAUAAUGGGAGGCUUUACCUGUACCUGUCCCUCUGGCUUCACCAUCUCCACUGAGAGCAACACAUGCCAAGAUAUUGACGAGUGCUCCCAGGGUUCACACCUGUGUCACUACAAUCAAAAGUGUGUAAACACACUGGGCACAUAUCGCUGCCAGGCCAAAUGUGGACCAGGUUUUAAGCCCAGCAUCACAGGAGCCAGCUGUGAAGAUGUGGAUGAGUGCCAGGAGUCUGCCCUUUCCCCAUGCCAGCAUCAGUGUCUCAACACACUGGGCUCCUACCGCUGUAUUUGCCAUCCAGGAUACCAGCUGUCAGGACAUCGUUGCAUUGAUAUCAAUGAGUGCACGAGGAACGUGUGCCCGGCUCACCAGCAGUGCCACAACACAGAGGGAGGAUACCAGUGUUUUGACAGCUGUCCAGCUGGCAUGACCAAGGCAGAAAACGGAGCCUGCACGGAUAUUGACGAGUGCCAAGAUGGAAGUCACAUGUGUCGUUACACUCAGAUUUGUCAGAACACGAUCGGAGGCUACGGCUGCGUAUGUCCCAGAGGUUACCGAAACCAGGGAGUGGGUCUUCCCUGUCUGGACAUCGAUGAAUGCCUGCAGACACCAAAUCCUUGUGCCUACCAAUGUCGCAAUGUUCCUGGCAGCUUCAGGUGUCUCUGCCCUCCUGGUACAGUGCUGCUAGGUGACGGGCGUUCCUGUGCAGGCCUGGAGAGAGGGCAAACCUUCACCAAUGGAACCCGAGUCAGGGCGAGGCUCCGCCCACAGCUAGUGUCCUCUCUUGGCCGACCAAUUCUCUCUCGUUCUAAUGGAGUCUCACGCAUCACCAGGCAGAGUUGUCCCGUGGGCUACACCAACAGAGACGGCACAUGUGUCGAUGUAGAUGAAUGCCAACUCCGGAAGCCGUGUCAACAUGAAUGUCGAAAUAUCAUAGGCAGCUUCCAGUGUCUUUGUCCCCGAGGUUACCAGCUUCUACCCAACGGCAGGAACUGCAAAGACAUUGACGAGUGUGCAGAACAAGGUGUCCACUGUGGACAACAUCAGAUGUGUUUUAAUACCAGAGGAGGAUACCAGUGCCUGGACACACCCUGCCCUCCAUCGUACCAGAGUGGAGCAAGCCCUGGGACCUGCUACAAACCGUGCUCUCUGGACUGUGCCACAGGAGGCUCCCCCUUGCUCCUGCAGUACAAGCUGCUCACCCUACCGUCUGGCGUUCCAGCCAAUCACAACGUAGUGCGACUGUCGGCCUUCUCAGAGUCAGGGAUCCUGCAAGCGCGCACUUCUUUCAGCAUCAUCGAGCAAGAAGCAGAGACGGGUGCGACGGGACGAGUGUUUGGCAUCAGAGAUGAAGCAGGCAGGGGCAUCAUCUUCACCAUGCAGGCGCUGAACAAACCAGGACUAGUACGACUCAAGGUGCAGGCCACCACGAUCUCACUGCAAGGCCGCAUCACUUACCAGAGCAUCUUCAUCAUUUACAUCUCCAUUUCAGCAUACCCCUACUAACGUGCCCCCCUCAGCAUCCUCUGGAUGUCUUUCACACAAGACUGUUGUGCCUUGGACACUCUGGCAAAUAAACAAAUGCGCAGGAAUGUGAGUACAUGUUGAGGACAGUUGUCCUGUACAUACCAGUAUGUGGCUGAAAUUGAAUUGUCACAGAAAAAGAAAGCCUUUAGUAGAAUCUACUGGAUAAAUGAACUGACAAAUGCUGAACAAAGUCAAUCUUUUGUUUACUUUUGUAUCAUAUUUCCAGAGUUUCAAUAUCUGAUGCAGAGUCAAAAACGUGUAAUAUAAACUAAGCACUGACGUUGAACUAUACCAGGAACUACCAGAUAUUUUAUGUCUUUUGUCUUGUCAGUUGGUUUGACAUGUUGAGUAUGUAACUCUGGGUCUGACGUGAUCUUUUGCUGCCUUUUCUUGGCUUUGAAUUUGUACAAUGUGUUCCCCAUUAUUUUAUUUAUUGAAAUCAUUUUAACAGAUCAACCUCAUGUCACAGAAGGUUUUCUAAUAAUCGGCUGGAAUUAUUGUAACAAACCCUCAGUGGCACAUUGGAAGUGGCCUGUAGCUGUUUGGCUAAUGUGCUUUUGUACUCAUAUUUCACAUUUUUAACAUUUUUUUAUCAUGGUCAAAAGAAUAAAUGGUGCUAUUCUAAA